AUGAAGCCGGCGGUGCUGGAAGUAAUGAGGAUGAACCGGGUGUGCAGGAUGGUCUUGGUCACUUCCGUGGGCUCCUUCAUCCUCGUCAUCUUCUAUUUCCAAAUAAUGCGUAGAAAUCCAUUUGGGAUGGACAUUUGCUGUCGGAAGGGAUCCAGAAGCCCACUCCAGGAGCUGUAUAAUCCCACCCAGUUGUCCAACACAGCGAUUCUUCAUCAGAUUAGACGAGACCAAGUGACAGACACAUGCCGAGCAAACAGCGUGUCGAGCAGGAAGCGCCGUGUGCUGACACCGAAUGAUCUCAAACAUCUGGUCGUGGAUGAAGACCAUGAAAUGAUCUAUUGUUACGUUCCCAAAGUGGCCUGCACAAACUGGAAGAGAGUCAUGAUGGUUUUGACAGGAAGAGGCAAGUACAGCGAUCCGAUGGAAAUACCAGCCAAUGAAGCCCAUGUGUCUUCAAAUCUGAAGACCCUCAACCAAUACAGCAUCCCAGAGAUCAACCACCGCUUGAAAAACUACAUGAAGUUCCUAUUUGUUCGUGAGCCUUUUGAGAGACUGGUGUCAGCCUACAGGAACAAGUUCACCCAGAAGUACAACACUUCCUUUCACAAGAGGUACGGCACCAAAAUCGUGAGGCGUCAGAGGAAAAAUGCAACCCAGGAAGCUCUGCGGAAAGGCGACGACGUGAAAUUUGAGGAGUUUGUGGCGUAUCUCAUCGACCCACACACCCAAAGAGAAGAGCCCUUCAAUGAGCACUGGCAGACUGUGUACUCCCUCUGCCACCCCUGCCACAUUCACUACGACCUCAUAGGAAAAUACGAAACGCUCGAAGAGGAUUCAAAUUACAUCCUUCAGCUCGCGGGGGUAGGCAGCUACCUGAAGUUCCCCACCUAUGCAAAGUCCACGAGAACUACUGAUGAAAUGACCACAGAGUUCUUCCAGAACAUCAGCUCGGAGCACCAAACGCAGCUGUAUGAAGUCUACAAACUUGAUUUUUUAAUGUUCAAUUACUCAGUGCCAAGCUACCUGAAAUUGGAAUGAGGGAUGGGUUGGGGGGAGAGAGGGGAGAGAAAGCCUGUUUUAUUUAAGAUUUUUAUUUGUCAUAAUAAAUAUGGAGAAUGGGUUAUUUUGUAAAUUAAUAUUUUCUUUUUUGAAUGAUGCUGCGAGCAGCACAGUCAAAAUUAUUUAAAUCAACUGUAAGAAAGGACAGCUCUCUUUGCAGGGUAACAGCAUGGUGACGAUCUAGCUGUAGAAAUGAACAGUACUGCUACACUGUUUUAAAAAUGUUAAUUGUGUUCUGGUGAAUUUCAUUGCUUUUGCAUUCCUCAAAUUCUAAUUAAUGUUAUUUAUACUUAUUUAAAACAUGGUCUCUUGGUAGGUUUCACUUGAGCAGCAGAAAUGAGAUAACAGUUGGAUGAAAGGAGUCUGGUUUGGUACUUUCCUCACCUGAGCUUGUCUCUGGAUAUUAAUCUCUUCCAUUAGCCUUUCUUGCAGGUAAAUAUAGGAGUGGUUGUUGAUACCACAUGUUUUGAAAGGACUAGUGGAAAUAAUUUCUUCAGACAGUGAUACUGCACUUAAGCAUACUAAAAGUCUGUCUUUCUAGCCCUGAAAGGGAAAAAUAAGGCAGAUUUUGAGAGAUAAAUGAUAUCUAAAACUCGUGACUGAAAGAAAUGUGAAUGUAUUCUUUGGAAAGAGAAACCAUGAAGUUUUUAAUCUGGUCUGAAUAAUUUUAUUAAGAAUAUAAUUAGAGUCCCAGUGUCUCAUAAUUUGCAGCCAGCCAGUCCAACUGAAUGCAGAUUUUCAUCCAGAAGUGGAUUUGUGGAUGCUGCAUCAGAAAAAUCAGCAUUUUGAAAGUGGCCGUUUUGAAAGCGACUCUGGAGAUUUUUGAAUGCCCAACGCAAAAGAUACUUAAUUCAUAUCCAGGAUGUGGAGGGUGAGGGUCUCCCACCUUCUGAAAAAUCGUGCCUUCUUAACUGAUGGGCAAUCAAAAUUGGCUCACGUGCUUAAAAAAAUACCGGUCAUAAUAUGUUGCUAUAAAGGAUGUGGGCAUGUAAUUUUAAAAAGGCAAAAAGUCAUCUUCAUGUUGAUCUCAAAGCAUGCAAGGCAAUAAAAAAGGUCUCUAAUCUUCCUACCUGCUGGUUUCAUGGCUUUUUCCUCUGGGGGAGGGGAGAGUCCUAUUUUUUAUUGAUGCUGAAAUGCCGUUCACGAGUGCGUUUCUAAUUUCCAGUCAGUUACUGUU
Rhea pennata is the source of this 2236-nucleotide messenger RNA. RefSeq names its product carbohydrate sulfotransferase 11 (gene CHST11). The record is from RefSeq and is a predicted model, not a curated record. Bases 1 to 1038 code for a protein of 345 amino acids. Lineage: Eukaryota; Metazoa; Chordata; Aves; Rheiformes; Rheidae. The transcript has 3 exons. Gene Ontology annotation, cellular component: membrane. Gene Ontology annotation, molecular function: sulfotransferase activity. Gene Ontology annotation, biological process: carbohydrate biosynthetic process; proteoglycan biosynthetic process.